CCGGGAAAACAUUAGUUUCUAACUUCCGGAGAGAGAAAACAUCGUCUACUGGAACCGAAUGGUGCAAUAGCACCUCGCAAACUUUAUAGCCUUUUGUAAGGCUGACAAGACAGAAAGAAAUACUGACAGUGACCUCAUCAUGCCUCUGAAACAGCCCACGAACCAGAAACGUCUGACAAACGUGGCUGUCGUGAGACUGAAGAAAGGGGGCAAGCGUUUCGAAAUUGCGUGUUACCCAAAUAAGGUCUCGUCAUGGAGAAGCAAAGUAGAAACAGAUAUUGAUGAAGUGCUUCAGACAAAAAGUGUGUUCAUGAAUGUUUCAAAGGGAGAAUUUGCAAAGACAGAGGAGCUGAAAAAGAUUUUUGGUACAGAUAACCAAGAAGAGAUAUGCUUGGAGAUCUUGGCAAAAGGUGAGCUGCAAGUAACAGAAAAAGAACGGCAUGUACAACUGGAGUCAAUGUUUCGAGACAUCGCAACAAUUGUUGCAGAUAAAUGUGUUAAUCCAGAUACAAAUCGACCAUACCCUGUCACAAUGAUAGAAAAAGCCAUGCGAGAUUUACAUUUCUCAGUCAAGCCACACAAGAACAGUAAGCAGCAGGCUCUUGAAGUAAUACGCCAGCUGACUGAAAAAGAGGCCUUGAAGAUUCAGAGAGCUUACAUGAGGCUACGUCUGGUGAUUCCAGCUAAGGAAGGGCAUAAAGUGCGUGAAAAAGUCAAGAAGCUGUCCACCAAAGUUGAAGAAGAUGAAUUUGAAGAUGAUUUGGAAAUGGUUGUACUUGUGGAUCCAGGCUGCUACAGAGAGUUAGACGAACUUGUGAGGGAGGAUACAAGAGGGAAAGGCAAAAUUGAAGUACUUAGUUUGAAGGAAAUUCAUGAAGGAGAGGAGAGUUUGUAAUGCUGUGAAAUGUUUUUUCUUUUUCAAAUCUGCGGACUUAAUGGCUUGAAAACUGAGAGGUUGUCAAGCAGAAUGUAACUAUGCUCAGGACACAUUAGCUUUGUCAUAGCUUGUGUAUUUUGUAUAAGAUGAAGUUUGUCUUCAAGAUUAAAUAAUUACUUUUUCUCAAAGCUGCCUUUAUGAAGCAUGUAUAUUAAUAAUAUCUAGUGUCCUAUUGCCAUGCUAUUAACAUCUGUACACAGUUUACUGUCAAUUGUCCCACCCUUAAGAAAAGGUGGAGGUAGUAUGACUUUUGAGAAGAGAGAAAAAUCCUUUUUCUCUUCUGUAUUGCUUGUCGGACUCUUGAAUCAUGCUGGCAUGAAUGGAAUGUUGGGCAAGAGUGAUAUAUGUAUGCAGGAUGUGUUACCACGACAGACCAGUAUGCAGCAUCAUUUGAGUCCUGCUAACAGUGGGUACUGGAGGAAUGAUACAGUCUAGCAAGCUCUGCUUUGUUGUAUUCCAUUCAUGCUGACUUGGUCUUUCAAAUGUAACAGCUACUUUGAGUCAGAUAGCACUGUCUUCAGUACAGUUACAGUGGUUUGUUUCUUUAGCAUGAGUUCAGACCCAAUCCUGUCCAAAUUAUUUUGUUAGAGCAGUGAAUUACCACCAGACAUUGCUUCUUGGUGCUAUUCAAAGUGAAGCCACUGUUUGGUGCCAUCUUGUUGUGUUGCUUACGACUGAUGCUCAUAAGUGGCCUUAGACGGUUGACAGAUUUUUAAGCCAUAGCCUUCCACUAAUGAUUAUUUUCAUACCUGUGAAAAAAAAACUGAAGUAGCUAAAUAACCUUUGAGCCUCUUUUUGCAUCAGAUCUUUUGUUAAGUAAUAAUAUCCCUUUCAGCUGUCUACAUCAUCUGUUGCCAUCACAGGUUGUGAUCCAAAGAAUGCAUGUGUUUUGUAGUGUACUGAGAUUUUUAUACUGCUGCUCUGUGUUGGUUUCACUGAAAAUUGUUUUGUCUCGGAUGUUAUAGAGCUAAAUACAAAAAAAGAAAAAAAAAAGUAUAUGAAUUGCUUCAAGUUUGAGUAGCACUUUCAUGCAAGGUCUUGACAUUUUGCUCAAGGUUACCUUGCAGCAUUUGCAUCUCUUUCUGGCAAGCUUUCAUAAAAUGUAUUAAGUGCAGGACCAUGUGGGCAGAGGGAGAAUGUGCAAAUGUGUGCAGUGAAACACACUUAAGUGCUUACCUUCAUGUUGGAUUGUUAAAACAAAUACAAGUGUGUUUGAAUGAUG
Molecule: messenger RNA, 2159 nt
Organism: Pomacea canaliculata
Lineage: Eukaryota; Metazoa; Mollusca; Gastropoda; Architaenioglossa; Ampullariidae
Product: ribosome maturation protein SBDS-like
Exons: 6
Coding region: 140-895 (251 amino acids)
Biological process (GO): ribosome biogenesis; cytosolic ribosome assembly
Source: RefSeq, a predicted model, not a curated record